AUGGCAGGAAAGCGAGCAAAAAGGAAAAGCCCAUCGGUGUCGGUUGUGAUGGGCUUGAACGAGAUACUGAGCAGCUCAGUUUUCUACGUCAACGCGUCCACCAGCAACGUUUCUGCUGAUGGUCGUCGCGUUCAUCAUCGUACCAUUCCCGUUUUGCCACCAUCCCCAACCAAGCGCCGACGGACCGAUGGCCCAGUUGAAGAAUCAUCGGGUGGCAGUGGUGGCCAGUCAGAAGGCCUGUAUAGUGGUGCGGUGGGCGAUAAUUUGUUGGACGACCAAGCCGACGUACCCAGGGCUCACGCAAAGCGCUAUGCAUCAUCGGACGACCCCCUAAAGGAAUGGGGGGCCGAGGCUAGGGAGGAAUACUUGCUGGAGUUCCUGAGGCUGGAGGGGCCUGGCACAUCGGGGCUCUCGACAUGUGGUCGGUGCAAAGCUCUGGUCGAAGGUGGGCGGCCGUACCGAUGCAAGGACUGUUUCACUGGCGACGUUAUGUGCCAGCGAUGGGAUGGUAGGUGCUUCGUAGCCUCCACGCUUAGGGAUGCAGGCCUCCGAGUGCAGCUCGGCCAUCCACCGGGGAAAGCCUGUGCAUGUUAUACCACAGUGAAUGACUUCGUAGUCCUGCACGUCAAUGGCAUACACACGGUCACCCUUAGGUUUUGUGCCUGCGAUGAAGCGGCUAGCCAUGGCUCACCUCGACAGCAACUCCUUCGUCGCCAAUGGUUCCCUGCAACCUUUGAGCAGCCCCAAACAUGUGCGACCAUUCGGCUCCUUGAGCAUUUCCACAUGCAGAACCUACAAGGGAAAGUCACACUAUACGACUAUUACUCUGCGCUGCAAAAGCUCACCGACAAUUCCGGCCUGAGGAGGCUACCGUCUAGGUACAAGGAAUUUGUGCGAAUGAAACGAGAAUAUGCGCACCUUAAAAGUCUGAAGAGGGCUGGGCGCGCCCACGAUCCAAGUGGUGUUUCUGGGACUAAGCGUGGCGAAUUGACCGUCGCGUGCCCUGCUUGCCCAGAUCCGGAGGUGAAUCUACCCAGAGAUUGGGAGUCUGCACCUCCAGAGAGACGCUUUCUGUAUACCCUAUUCAUCGCACUCGAUGCUUGCUUUCGGCUCAAGCGAAGAAUGGUGUCUUCUGUGGAGAAAGAUCCCGGCCUCGGGAUUGACUGGGGCUAUUUCGUGGAGGCGGAGCCAUUUCGACAAUACUUGUUGAGUGUUACAGAUCAGAAGGAGAUGAGCACAUGUAGCGGUUUGGCUGCACUCGACUAUGCAAACAGUAAGUUCUCGCGUGGAUACGCCGCCACUGGAGUAUGCCUCGGUGUAUGCGCCCGACAUGAAUUCAUACAGCCAAACGGUGCGGCCGAUCUCCAGGUCGGGGAAAGGUAUGCGAAUAUGGAUUACACAUUUGCGUCUCUCAUGCGGCAUCACGGCCGCAACUUAAGUGUGGUUGUCUCAUACGACAUCGCGUGUCAGUGGUCCAAGUCAUUGCUACAGCGUGUCAAGACAUUGCCGCCCCUUGUGCGCCUUGAUCUAGUUUCGACGAUGGUCCGGUUCGCAGUCCCGAAGCUGCAUAUCCACUCCCACACAAAGCAUUGCCAGCACAAUUACUCCUUAAACUACUUGCCUGGGGUGGGGCGGACUGAUGGCGAGGGAAUCGAGCGGCCGUGGGCGAACAUAGGUGCGACGGCAACAAGCAUUCGAGUCAUGGGCCCUGGAGCUCGCAUCGAAACACUGAACGACCAUUGGGGCCACUGGAACUGGCAGAAGACCGUCGGACUGGGUGAGCCUUAUGCAUUGUAUGAAACGUGUGCUCAACGUCAAGAUCGAACAGGAUCUCUGCUGUCCCGACACCUUCGAUUGGCGGUAUCUGAGCGCGAGCUGCAGAAGGCUUCCUUCGAAGUAUUCUCAGAGCAACAAGGCGCAAGGGUUGACGGGUGGAAGAGGAUGAUCAUAGACUUCGAAUGCGACAGCUCAAAAACGAAUCCAUACGCAGUCGCCUAUGCAGGGCUCAGCGAGCACGAUGUUCGGCUCCAGUUCUCACAAGAAGAGGCAGCGGAGGCCUCCCGGGGAGUACCCUCCCUUCACGAUGUCACUCGGAGUGGAUUUAUCGUGGAGGCGCUGGACAUCGAGGAACAGCAGCUGAAAACUCGUGCAAUCGUCCGGCAGAAAACAGCAGGAACUGCUGUACAGGCCAGUGAAAUCCUCGAGCUCCGUACAAAGCUUACUCGGAGCCUUGGCCGUCUCCGUGUCAUGCAGGCUGUGUACCUCCCCAUGGUGCUCACUUCGCUGGGUCAGCGCGCAGUUCCAGAUGGAGAAGAGGCCGAGAUGGUACCCAUUGGACUCCCUUCUUCGCUCAGUCCGGAUGCUCGGGCGCUGUGCGAUCAGCAAUUGGUGGAUAUCGAGACAAGGCUAUGGGACGCACGGUGCCAGUCAGCCCUCAACGGCCUGCGAAAUCUAUUGUUCAUCAAAUCGCGACUGGUGGGGUACAAGGACCGGAAUGCACGACAUCAAGCUGCAAAUACUCGGACACGGAUGCUCAUCCAAAGAAAUGAGGACAAGAUUACCCUGCAAGCGAGGAAAUACCAGGCAUCGUGGACUGCAUUGAAGAUGCUUGCCAACGGGGACGAAUCGAAAAUAAAAUGGCGUUCGCUACGUCAGGAGGACAUCCGGUGCAUGGAGGAUCCCGACGUGACGAAGAAGAAGGAAGUACGGCACGCGUUAGCCACAGAAGGCCGCCGUGAUGACACCGUGCAUGGUGAAGGAGGCGAGGACGCUGCCCCACUGGUGGCUCGAGAGGGAUAUCGUACCGUUUCGUGGAUUUGGAUGGAUGCUGCUGAGGUUGGACCGGCAACUGGGGAAGGAAUGGACGAAGUUCUACGCUCUGAGUUUGCCAAGUCAUGGGCACGCGUGCGCCGUUGGACGGAGGAGGUCGCCCUGCUCCGAGAAGAAAUGCGGCGUGUAACGGUUAGUCUACGGCACCGAGGCCAACAAUGGGAAAAACGGGCAACAACGACGCCCCACCAGUUGCGCCCCGAUUACGCUAAUGGCCUCACUGCGUAUGCAUACUCCCAGGCUGAUCUUCUGUAUUCGCUGGCGGAUACCUUUGAGGCCAACUGGACGACCCAUGCCCCCAUACCUGAGGACGCCGAUGACAUAGAUAAGGAGGACUUGCAGGCAGAGAUUGACAGUGCGACAGUGGAAGCAGAGGAGGAUGGCGAGGACGGGGGUUAA
This is a messenger RNA of Pleurotus ostreatus (oyster mushroom), 3228 nucleotides long. RefSeq lists its product as uncharacterized. The coding region runs from base 1 to 3228 and encodes 1075 amino acids. NCBI's taxonomy places the organism in Eukaryota, Fungi, Basidiomycota, Agaricomycetes, Agaricales, Pleurotaceae. The record is from RefSeq and is a predicted model, not a curated record. The transcript is spliced from 10 exons.